This is a messenger RNA of Carica papaya (papaya), 2774 nucleotides long. Its product is annotated as Cyclophilin-like peptidyl-prolyl cis-trans isomerase family protein. Gene Ontology annotation, cellular component: cytoplasm. Lineage: Eukaryota; Viridiplantae; Streptophyta; Magnoliopsida; Brassicales; Caricaceae. Gene Ontology annotation, molecular function: peptidyl-prolyl cis-trans isomerase activity; cyclosporin A binding. The record is from RefSeq and is a predicted model, not a curated record. Gene Ontology annotation, biological process: protein folding; protein peptidyl-prolyl isomerization.
CAUAACGAAGCUUUAAAAUUGGAGCAGGCAGUUCUUUCCUUCGUGCUUUACAGAGUAGACACUGAUGACUAUCUCGGCCGCCAUUGGAACUGAGUUUUAAGCCGAGUUCACUUACCACCGUUCCCCGUGAUUCAAGCAAUUGAAACUGAGGAGGAUGAGUAAGAAUAAGAACCCCGUUGUCUUCUUAGAUAUAUCAAUCGAUGGGGAUCCUGUGGAAAGAAUUGUUAUUGAGCUUUUUGCUAAUGUUGUUCCAAGGACAGCAGAGAACUUCCGAGCACUCUGUACAGGUGAGAAGGGCAUUGGAAAAUCUACUGGGAAACCUUUGCACUACAAGGGAUCCUUUUUCCAUCGAAUAAUUAAAGGAUUCAUGGCCCAGGGUGGCGAUUUUUCAAAUGGGAAUGGCACUGGGGGAGAAAGUAUUUAUGGAGGGAAGUUUGCAGAUGAGAAUUUUAAACUGGGACAUGAUGGACCUGGCUUUCUUUCUAUGGCAAAUUCUGGUCCAAACACAAAUGGGUCUCAAUUCUUUUUAACCUUCAAGCGCCAGCCUCAUCUUGAUGGGAAGCACGUUGUGUUUGGAAAGGUCUUGAAGGGAAUGGAAGUUGUGAAGAAAAUGGAGCAAGUGGGAUCAAGUGGUGGGCAACCUGCCCGAUCUGUAAAAAUUGUUGACUGUGGCGAUAAUUUGGAAAACAAAAUGGAUGCUGCUGGAAAAGAAAAAGACAAAAGUAAAAGGUCAAGGAAAGUUCAUUCUUCUGAGGAUAGUUCUGAUGUUGAAGCCAGAGGGAGACACCGGAAAUCUCUGAAAGAUAGAAGGAAGAAAAGAAAAAGGAGAUACUCUUUGUCUGAUUCCGAUUCUGAUUCUGAUUCUGAUUCAUCUUCGGAUUCUGAUUCUGCUUCAGAUUCUGAAUCAGAUUCAGGUUCCUCAUCAUCCGACUCAAGUUCCUCUGGUGAUGGAAAACGAAGGAAGAGAAGGUCAGUGAAAAGGGAGAAAUAUCGGAAUAGAAAGAAAGGGAAAAAUGGGCGGAGGGAGAGUAAAAGAGGCAGACAUGACAAACGAUCAACACGCAAGUCCAAACGAGUGUCAGAGAGUUCAACUAAUACUGAGAGUACUAGCAGUAGCAGUGAUUCUGAUGAUGGAAACGUUGGUCGCCGCCUUUCUGCUCAUAAAACCAGAAAUUCAACUGAUGCUGGGAAAAAACCAUUAUCUAAUAUUGAUGCUGGAAAGAAAUCAUCAACUACUUCCUCUCUGAAAGAAGCUAUUGUUGAGCAGAAACGGAACCUUGACACGAAGACAGCUGAGAGCAACUCAUCACAUGAGGAAGGCGAACUGUCCCCAAAGAACAAUGAGGUCGUAAAGAAUGGACAUGACACUGGAAUUAUUCGAACUGAUCGAAAUGCCUAUUCAGAUGACUCGAAAAAAUCAAGAGACAUGAUACCAAGCCCCAGAAGAACAGAGAAUAACAGUGGUAGGGGAGCCAGAAGUAGGAGCCCAAAAAGAAAUCUCAAGAAUGAAAGUGAAAGUCUCCCUUUGAAGCCUGGAGAGAACCAGAGAAAAUCUUCUAGAAGUCCAUCAAAUAGUCCUGUUCGCAAGGCCCCUGCUCCUGACCGUGGUCAAGGUGUUUCACGGAGCCCAUCUCCAAAUGGCAUUCCAAAACGUAUUCGAAAAGGGCGUGGUUUUACUGACCGAUACUCAUUUGCACGUAGAUAUCGAACACCUUCUCCAGAGCGAUCACCUCCAAGAUACUACCAUCAUGAAAGGAACCGUGAUAGGUUUUCAAGCUACAGAAAGUAUUCAGAGCGUUCCCCAUAUAGACGUUACAAAAGCCCACCUAGACGACGGACCCCUCCAAGAUAUGAACGCAGGAGAAGUAAGAGCACAUCUCGCAGUCCAGGUGGAUACCGUGGCCGUUACAGGGAUCGAAGUCGGAGCCGUAGUCCAAUGCGGAGCACUAGUCCAACAGAUAAGAGACCUCCUUUGAGUGAGGACUUAAAAUCUCGCCUUGGUCCCCGGAUCAGUGAGCAGUCAUCACCUAACAGAGGAAGAUUAAGAUCCAGGUCCAUGAGCCGUGGGUCCUCUCACUCAAGAUCUUCAGAUGCUUCACUAAAGCGCCGUAACAAAAUACCUUCAAGAUCUCCCAGCCGCUCUACAUCAAGCUCGCCAUCUGGACAGAGGGGUUUGGUAUCCUAUAGAGAUUAACCCUGGACAAGUUCUGGCAGUGGUUUUCUCUGCGUUGAGUUAAUGAGAAAGCUUAUCCUCAUCCGUGAGGCUGUGAUUUGCAUUUUCCAGGUUUGAACUGCAUGGGCUAGUUGGCAUAUCACUUUUCCAUUAUCCAUUCCAAGAACUCGAUGUGACUAUUAUAAGUUACUAGCUGCUAAACUGGGUGAUUUUGAACGGUUCUGUUUGUUUGAGAAUAUGUAGCAAACUUAAUUUUGUUUCUUUCAAGUGUCAUUAGCUCGAACGGAGCAUGUUAGUUCUGAACGAGAUCCCAGCGAAUCCAAUUUCAAUCAAUCUGCGUACGAUGUUCAGUUAGCGAAGCCCUUGAUUGACGGAAAUUAUGCACAAUUCUCUUAUUCGUAACUGGGAAAAUCUGUGGUUGCUCGUGAUGCUUCGAAUUACCUUUUAAGAUUCUAGUGGAAUUUAAUAACAUUUUGUAAUGAUAAAAUUAGUGUAUUUAGUCAUUUCUCUUUACUAUAUUAGACUGUUUUCUCUUCAACAUGAUACUUCUGAAAUAACAGUGUUGGCUGAUCCAGAAUCAGAUCAAUAUGACAUUAAAGAA